Molecule: messenger RNA, 951 nt
Organism: Guyanagaster necrorhizus
Lineage: Eukaryota; Fungi; Basidiomycota; Agaricomycetes; Agaricales; Physalacriaceae
Exons: 2
Coding region: 403-687 (94 amino acids)
Source: RefSeq, a predicted model, not a curated record
UGAGUUAAUCUGUACAUUGAUUCUCAUUAAUCAUAUCCUUAUUCCACUCGAAUUUUCAGCUCUCAGCCUCCAAUCGCGGCCACCCGCACAUCGACGGUAAAGGAGGUGAACCCCAUGCACCUCGUAGCAGAGUCAUGGCACCGUCCCCCUUCUAUCGUCGAUAAACAGCCACUUACGUUGCCUACCAUUCAUCUUGUGGAUUAAUCCUUUCGAUGUCUCUCUUUCAUCACAUUUCUUGUGAUCUGUUUAUCUACUCUUAGAUAUCGUGCACAAAUCUUGUAUCGUAUUGGGUAUUGUUAAUGAUCGUCCGUCCUGCAAAAUAUUGUCAUCCAUUGGCAUUUUUCGACAUCCCAUUUGUCUGAUCGGUAAAAGUGAGGGAACGUGUAACUGCUUCUUAUCAGCAUGUAUUCCUUUCGGCACCAACGUCUUGCAGCUUCUUGCUGUACAAUCUUCCUCUGUCUGCUGUCUCUGGCCACAGAAGCGAUCGGCAAAGGGACAGGAGCAAGGUACGACUCGUUUGUGCCCCACGCGAUCGCAAUUAUCGGCCCCAUUCUCGAACGUCAUAACGCCUUCCGACCCUAUAAUAUCCGCCUUUUAAUAUUUCGAUCGGCAAGGGGUAUUGGUCAAGGGCAAGGGUCGCAUAUCACCUUGACAAUAUUGACACUGCGGACACGGGGAGAACAAUAACUUGAAAUGCAGUAAGUUUCACCUAGGGACCCACUCUCGGAGAAGACAAAGGAGAGAAAAUAACAGGAAAAAAAGUCUCACCAAUUAUCCAGCCUCUUGAACCGACAAAGCGUUCAUCAUCAAACUUUGUUCGUCGCAAAGGCAACGUCUUGGGAGAUGAAACGACCCUGCCUUUGUGAUGAUGUGAGCAUACAUUAAAAACACACGACGGCCCUCACCCUGCGUCGUUGCGCCGCCGUUUUCAUCUUCGAAUCUGAAAUUGAC